Messenger RNA from Pararge aegeria (speckled wood butterfly), 1081 nucleotides. It is a transcript of the gene vg, whose product is annotated as protein vestigial. Gene Ontology annotation, biological process: regulation of transcription by RNA polymerase II. The coding region runs from base 59 to 952 and encodes 297 amino acids. The record is from RefSeq and is a predicted model, not a curated record. Gene Ontology annotation, cellular component: nucleus. NCBI's taxonomy places the organism in Eukaryota, Metazoa, Arthropoda, Insecta, Lepidoptera, Nymphalidae. The transcript is spliced from 4 exons.
UGCGCCCGCGCCGCCGCGCUCGUGGGCGCGCGGCCAUGGGGCGCGCGCGGCGGCCGGCAUGGCGGUGAGCUGCCCCGAGGUGAUGUACGGCGCCUACUACCCCUACCUGUACGGCCGCGGCGCCGCGCGCUCCUUCCACCACGCGCCGCACUUCCAGUACGACCGGCUGAACGUGCAGAGCUCGGGCAAUGCGGGUGCGGAGUACGCGUCGGGCGUGGGGUCGGCGCUGUCGGGCGCGUCGGGCUCGGCGUCGUCGGGCGCGCAGUCGCCCGGCUCUCCGCCGCACGCGCACCUGGCGCUGGCGCACGCGCACGCGCACGCACACGCGCACCACGCGCACGCGCACCACGCGCACCACGCGCACCAGGCGCCGCACCAGUCGCCGCGCCUGCGCACGAAGGAGGAGGACCUGUCGGCGCACGGGCGCGCCAGCGCCGACGGCGGCGCGUCGUCGGAGUCGGAGGGCGAGUGCGGCGCGGGGCGCGCGCGCGCGCAGUACGUCAGCGCCAACUGCGUGGUGUUCACGCACUACGCGGGCGACGUGGCCGCCGUGGUGGACGAGCACUUCGCUCGCGCGCUCGCGCUCGACAAGCCCAAAGAGGGCGUGCCGCUGUCGGCGCGCAACCUGCCCGCGUCGUUCUUCAACGCGGCGGCGGGCCCGGCGGCGCUGGAGCUGUACGACUACGACCCGUGGCACCAGCACUACGGCUACGGGCACCGCCACGCCGCCGAGUACCACGCGGCCGCCGCGCACCACAACAUGGCGGCGGCCGGCUACGGCGGCCUGCUGCUGGGCCGCGGCGGCCUGCACGCGCAGUACAAGCCCGUGGACUGGCCGGCGCACGCGCACGCCGGCGCGCUGGACGCCGCGUGCGCGCCCUACGCCUACCCCGCGCCGCCAGGUCUGGAGGCGCAGGUGCAGGACACGUCGAAGGACCUGUACUGGUUCUGAGCGCCGCGCACGCGCCGCCGCUGCAGUGGCCCGCCGCCGCCUCGGCCCGGUCGGAGGGUGUCAAAGUGACCUGUGAUAAUAUCCACCUGGCCGGUAUCCGCUCGCCGUGGCCGCGACCGACGCGACAGA